This is a messenger RNA of Purpureocillium lilacinum, 1821 nucleotides long. RefSeq names its product RNA-dependent ATPase. NCBI's taxonomy places the organism in Eukaryota, Fungi, Ascomycota, Sordariomycetes, Hypocreales, Ophiocordycipitaceae. The record is from RefSeq and is a predicted model, not a curated record. Gene Ontology annotation, molecular function: ATP binding; nucleic acid binding.
AUGGCUGCCACGAAGCACUCCCUUGCCGACAGCGAGGUCGCCGUCCGGCCCUCCAAGAAGACCAAGGUCGAGAACGGCGACAAUGCCGACAAGGCGCAGCUGAAGAAGGAGAAGAAGGACAAGAAGAAGGAAAAGAAGGACAAGAAGCGCAAGGUCGAGGAGGAGUCUGAGCCUGCGGCCAGCGGCGACAGCAACGGCAACAGCGCCGACGAGGAGGCGCUGCGCAAGGCGGAGAAGAAGGCCAGGAAGGAGAAGAAGCGGGAGAAGAAGGAGAAGAAGCUGCAGGCCCAAGAGGAGGGGGCCUCCGACUCCCAGGACGUCGCCAUGGCCGAUGCGAAUGGUGCCGACGAGGCGCCCGUCGAGGAUAAGAAAAAGUCCAAAAAGGACAAGAAGAGCAAGACCAAGCCCGCCGCAGCGGCCGGCAACAGCGGCGCCUACGUCCAGACCAUGAGCCUCUCGAGCGUCCCCCAGGCCGACAUCGACGCCUUCCUCGCCGAGCACCAAAUUACCAUUACCGACCCCCGCAACAAGGACGCGCCGCUCCGACCCGUCACCGAGUUCGACCACCUGCCGUCGACGAACCUGCUCGAGAAGAAGCCCUCGCCGUUUGCCAAGUUCAAGGCCCCGACACCCAUCCAGGCCGCGUCCUGGCCGUCGACGCUGAGCGGCCGCGACGUCGUCGGCGUCGCCGAGACCGGCUCCGGCAAGACCAUGGCGUUUGCGCUCCCCUGCGUCGAGGCCGUCUCCGCCAUGGGCACCCGCGGCACCAAGGCCGUCAUCGUCUCGCCCACGCGCGAGCUCGCCAUGCAGACGCACGAGCAGCUCGCCAGCCUCGCCGCCCUCGCCAAGCUCAAGUGCGUGUGCCUGUACGGCGGCGCCUCCAAGGACGACCAGCGCAACCUGCUCGGCCGCGGCUGCGACAUCAUCGUCGCCACGCCCGGCCGCCUCAAGGACUUCAUGUCCGACGGGACGGUGGACCUCAGCGGCGCUGCGUUCGUCGUGCUCGACGAGGCGGACCGCAUGCUCGACAAGGGCUUCGAGGAGGACAUUAAGCAGAUCCUGGGCGCGUGCCCCGCGCGCGAGAGCCGCCAGACGCUCAUGUUUACGGCGACGUGGCCGCAGUCGGUGCAGGCGCUGGCUUCGACCUUUAUGGUGGAGCCCGUCAAGGUGACCAUCGGCUCCGGCGGCAAGGAGACUGAGAACGGCUCUGUCGAGCUGCAGGCCAACAUGCGCAUCACGCAGCGCGUCGAGGUCGUCGACGGCCGUGACAAGGAGUUCCGCCUGCUGCAGAUUCUCAAGCAGCACCAGCAGGGCAAGGCCAAGAACGACCGCAUCCUCGUCUUCUGCCUGUACAAGAAGGAGGCCACGCGCGUCGAGGGCUUCCUCGCCCGCAAGGGUGUCCGCGUCGGCGGCAUCCACGGCGAUCUGAGACAGGAGCAGCGCACGCGCAGCCUGGAGGCGUUCAAGACGGGCCAGACGCCUGUUCUUGUGGCGACGGACGUUGCCGCCCGUGGCCUGGAUAUUCCCGAGGUGAAGCUGGUCAUCAACGUCACCUUCCCCCUGACCAUCGAGGACUAUGUCCACCGCAUUGGACGAACGGGCCGUGCCGGCAACACGGGCGAGGCCAUCACCCUCUUCACCGCGCAGGACAAGGCGCACUCUGGAUCACUCGUCAACAUCCUCAAGGGCGCCAACCAAGAAGUUCCCGAGGACCUGCUCAAGUUUGGCACCACGGUCAAGAAGAAGACGCACGACAUGUACGGCUCCUUCUUCAAGGACGUCGACAUGAACCAAAAGGCGACCAAGAUUACGUUCGACUAG